AACUGGCCUCUUCUAUGGAAAUUGAAAACUCCUCUGAAAGAGCUAUCGAUUCACAACGUUGAUACGUUAAACCUUGGAGAGAAUGAUAGUUAUCCAGAUUUCGCAUUCAACUCAAGCCUCACGACAUUCCGCUUAUUCAACAAUGUCUUGCCAAUUCGGGAAGUGUGGACGGUGGUGGAAACUCAGUUGUCAACCAUGGCACGCAUGUGUCCUGCUCUGACCCAACUCCAGCUUGAUUGCGAAUGGUAUCAAGCACCGCUCAAUUUCAAGAUAUUCAAUAACUUAAAGGUGAUGCACUUUAUUGCACAUAGAGAUAAUAACAUCGAGGUUCUUCUUCAAAGCGCUCUGCCUGACGUCGAGGAUCUUUACAUCGAGUUCACGAGAGACAAAGUAUAUGAUAUGUACGCUAAGGAUGAAGUCUUAGCUGUAAACUUUUCGCUGGCGCCGACGUCAGUGACGUCCCUGACGCUGCCUUCCGUCGCUUUGGACGCUAAAUCGUACAAGAGCCUCCUGCGCAUGCCUAAGCUGAAGCGAGUCUUCGUCAAAAGCAAGAAAUUCUCACUAGCUCAGCUCAAACUACUCGUGGGCCACAUUCAGCUGGUCGAGAUAGGCGCCGCGAUGGUGUCCGUGGAUCUCUCCACGGCACAGGAGCUCAGUGCGCUGCGCAGGAAGGCUUGGGCCGAGGGCAGGGCCAGGUUCCCCUCAGAGUGUCUCGACUACGACGAGCCCCUCGUGCUGCAUGUCAACUACGCCCACCACGUUACCUUUGCAGAUCAUCUCAUCAAAAUCAAAGACCACAAGCUGAACUCGUUCAUCUACGAGCGCGUCGGGUCGUGUCGCUUUGACAACGAGUGGCUGGACUUCGGCCACGACUUCCUCCAGCAGGCGGCUGGCAAGGAUUUCCUUGUGUACGAUUGACGAGUACGAAUUGAACGAGGACAUGUAGAACAAUUUUAUGACGACCAUGACGAUGAUUUUGACGAACACGCUCUCUCCAGCUCCGACCACGACAAUUAACUGGCCUUAUGAUGAACCACUCGACGAAGAUGAAGAUAUAUGUACGUUCGUCUACCUUAGAGCUUGAGCUUCCUUAAAAAAUUCACAUCUUCAUAUGUAACCAUUUAUUUUAUCCCUUAGUUGUGUAACCAUUUAUUUUAUCAGAUUUGUUUUCGAAGUGGUCAUGGGUGGAGCUGAGCUCUUGAAAAAAAAAAUUAAUCUAUAACACUAUUACAAUUGAAUCGAAAGAAUUUUUUUCCGAAACUUGUAAGAGUUAGUAUAUGUGGCAUUAGUAAAUUAAUUGGCGUAAAAUCAUAAAAAAUUCUGAAACAUCUAAAUGUACAUCCAAUUGUUGCCAGUACCAAUGCUUCAAUGUGUGUUUGGGGUCUAGCACCCGACCACAUUUAAUAAAUCGACUCCUUAU
Messenger RNA from Hyalella azteca, 1420 nucleotides. RefSeq lists its product as uncharacterized. The record is from RefSeq and is a predicted model, not a curated record. The transcript is spliced from 7 exons. NCBI's taxonomy places the organism in Eukaryota, Metazoa, Arthropoda, Malacostraca, Amphipoda, Hyalellidae. Bases 196 to 918 code for a protein of 240 amino acids.